ACCAUACCACCCGCAGCCAUCAUUGACUCGACAGCCAUCAUUGGAGGAAAUGUAUUGCCCCGCAGCAGAGGAUGAAAGCGGUAGCAAUAGAGGUGAUUAGCCUAUUAGAUCUAGAGUAAUUCAUUCGCAGGUGCAAUAGUGAUCCAUUGGAAUAUUGCUCGUGUGUGUAUCAUAGAGUGUGCGUAUUGAGUCAGCCAAUACAACGGCAGUCCCAUAGUCAAGGGAGUCAAGGGUGCGUCUCUGUUUGCCUGUCGGCGGUGGCUGUGCAGGCUGAUGUGACGAGCGCGUGUCGGCCCUUCGCUCUACGUGGCAUCUUCCUUGGCAUUUGCCCCCAGGCUGAACAGAACAAAACCCAAGUGGUGUCGCAUUCAACAGCGGUCGGGCGAAUAGUAACCUGUCCUCCCGGCCCUCUAUCAAAUGAUACGCCAUCUGUGGGGCUCGCUCUGGCGGCCUGGCAGGGCCUCGCUGCAGGCCCAGGCUCAGGCCGUCCUGCAGACGGCCCCAGGCCAGGCUGCUGCUACUCGCUUCUUGUCGCUUUUACCUGCCCGCAACAUUCAGACUAUUGCUCGCACUAUACUCGAAGCUCCUGUCACCUCGCAGAGCGCUUUACGAAAGUUCUUCCCAGGUCUUGCCGGGAAAUUCGCUUCACCUAUAGUGACCCCACUCGGUACCAGCAACGUGGUCGUCAAAUAUGCCCCGCAAAGCAGGAUGUACUCUGGCUGGGCUCGCCCAUCCACAUUCAACGCACCGCCUUUCAGCCGCAUAUUCUCGAAUUCCGCGAGAAUGCCGGGCCGUUUCGCUGGUUUUAACCGGGGCCAGCGCUUUGGCGGAGGAGGUCGUAGGAACUUUACCUCCGGUUUCGCUCAACAAGCGUACACCGCCGGCACGCAGAGCGCGCCCGGAAACGCUUUCAACCUCCUUGCGGGGUUAAAAGUCCUGCCUGGUGCCAUCGCAGAUGAUGUGCAGCAGAAGAAAUCGCGGGACGAUCUUACGCAGCGGAUUAGGGCUAGGGCUAGCGCCCGGAAGCAGAGGUGCCAGCGUGUCCAGCGCCCUGCUGGAGUCUCUGCUCGCGUGAACGCCGUGAAGGAGGCUGCCGUCACUGUUGUCGACGUCGAGGAAGUUGAUGUCAUCUUCAAAAAGGUCGCCCAGAUCACCUCCACCAAGUUGGCCCUUCCCUCCCUCUCCACUGUCCGCCGCGACGGCAAACCCGGCCAGCUCAUCUCCCUCUCCUUCUUUCUCUACGGGCCGCCAGCCUGGGAGAUGGACACGGUCCACCCUGGCCUCAACCAAACCGUCUCACCCACCCUCAUCUCCGAACUCCGCACCCUCGCCAAAUUGCACCACGACCAUCUCCAGGCCGUCGCAGCCACCCUUGAGAAACUGAAAUCCUAUGGAAUCGACGGUAUGAAUGUCGUCGAGGAAGAUGCCGGGAUGUAUGAGCUGAAAGUGCGGUUUCCGGAUGGGUUCUCGAAGAUCAACGUGAUCGAUUUCUUGCUGGUCUUGGGGAUUGAUCCUUGCAGCCCGCAUUUCCGGUUGGAGACGAUCACCUCCGUCGGGGAGAAGGAUGAUGACGUGGGAGCCGUGAACGCUUCCGCGGCCUCACCGUCGUCGUUGGGAUCCGACUACGAUGAUCUCGCAAUGUCUACCUAUUCCUCAUCUUUCCCGUGGCCGAAAGCCCAUAGUCCCUCCUCUUCGUAUCACGCCGCUGUGAACACCCUUCCGGCAUCGGUACCGCAGUCGCCCACGGAGUUCCUGCAUUUCGUCGAUGACUUGAUGGGGAGUCGAGGCCGAUUGUUCCAAAUGGAUGAUUAGCGUGUUUUUUCCACAAAGUUUUUGGCAGUGCGUUACACUGCGUGGCCCAUUGCCGAUAACCUCCUCUCUUUUUGUGCGUAGUAAUUUCUCUUCCUCUUUUGGUGUGUAUAAGCUCAUCGGAUCCAAUAUAAGUUACAUGGAAAUAAAGAUAU
Molecule: messenger RNA, 1964 nt
Organism: Fimicolochytrium jonesii
Lineage: Eukaryota; Fungi; Chytridiomycota; Chytridiomycetes; Spizellomycetales; Powellomycetaceae
Exons: 2
Coding region: 418-1812 (464 amino acids)
Source: RefSeq, a predicted model, not a curated record